This is a messenger RNA of Thamnophis sirtalis, 1113 nucleotides long. Lineage: Eukaryota; Metazoa; Chordata; Lepidosauria; Squamata; Natricidae. The record is from RefSeq and is a predicted model, not a curated record.
CUCUUAAAGAGACAGCCGGAAUUUCUGUGUCUCUCAGCUUUCAACCAACAUGGGUGGCUUGCUAACAUGCCGUCAGUGUUCCACACGCAUGGAGAGUCUAAAGGACCACAGUUUCUGGGACCUCACUAGGACAGGGGUGAAAAACUGCUUUUGGUUCAUCCUUGUCACUUUCAUUGUACUUACUUUAUUAUGGAUCAUUCUCUACUCACGGGCCCCACCAGAGCCAGGCAGGAUAUGCCCUAAAGACCAAGCCAAUUUGCUUCACAACAUCUCCCAAAUGGAGGCAGAAAAAGUGACUCUGAGGAAGCAACUGAUCGAGAUGGAAAAGGAGAUGCAGAAGCUCAGGAAUGUUACGAACCGGACUCAAGGAAAGAGUUUGCAACUUUUGGAAAAGAAGCAAGAAGAAGUGGAUGCCCUGAGCAAGGAAUUAUCGGGGUACAAGCAAUCCUUUGUACUAACCAGACAGCUCCUGGAGAAGGAAAAGGAGAAAGGCCAAAGUUUGCAGAGUGAAUUGCAGAGUGCAAAGGAGGACCUCCAAAAGAUUCAGCAGCAGAGAGAUUCCUGGCAGAAAGAGCUGGUAAAGUAGCAGAUCUUCAGAGGCAGCUAGAACAAGAACGGAAAAAUCGAGACUUUGAUAAACAUGAAAGAGCGUCGUACCAGAACAGAAUCGGGGAAUUAAACUAUCAAAUUGACAACCAGAAAAAGUGUUCCACCUUAGAUACUUUCGUGGCCUGGGCGCUUGGGAUUCUUCUCAUUUCCUUCAGCUGUUGCUUCUGUGCCGGAUGUUGGAAGCUAGUGCAGUAGCAUUGCCGUUCAAGAAGUCCUGGGAUCAAUGGCGGCAGCUUAAAAACAAAGUACUGCGGCGGGAAAGGAAACACUACUCCUUCUUACUUGCCCAUUUGAAAUAUAAAUGUCUUUGUUAAGCACUGGGUUUGUUUCCCAACAGAGUUAUAUUUGUAUUUUAUUUUAUUUUUUUAAAAAAAUAUGUCCUAAAUCAUUUAAAGCUGUACUUUAAAUGUAUUAUUUAGAGCCAUGGUGUGGAUAGAAUCCUGUACUGCAGGCUACUUCUGCUGACUGCCGGCUGCCUGCAAUUUGGCAGUUCAAAUCUCACCA